Messenger RNA from Mycena indigotica, 366 nucleotides. RefSeq lists its product as uncharacterized. NCBI's taxonomy places the organism in Eukaryota, Fungi, Basidiomycota, Agaricomycetes, Agaricales, Mycenaceae. The record is from RefSeq and is a predicted model, not a curated record. The transcript is spliced from 2 exons. The coding region runs from base 1 to 366 and encodes 121 amino acids.
AUGUCUUCCGAUAACUCUACCUACAAGUGCGUUAUUUCCCUUCCCCGUUGUGUUGGUAUCUUAUCCUUCCUUGCAGCAAGACCACUGGUCAAUACCACUCGACCAAGGGCAACAUCGUUGAGGCGAUUGGCAAUGCCACAGGUCUCGAAUCAUGGCAAAAGUCUGGAAAGGCAUGAGGAGCACGCUGCCGGUGAAGCCGAAUAUAAAGCCGCGCAGGCCCACGAAUACGUAGAGGGCGCCACGGACCGUAUGCACGGCAAGGGCGAGGCUGUCUGGGGAGCCAUGACUGGCGACAAGACACAGCAGGCCAAAGGCAACCUCCGGCAUGAUAAGGGUGAAGCCCAACAAGAAAUAAACAAACCCUGA